GCGAAGCUGAUGCAACACUGAACGGAGAUAACGUAUAGGCACCACGGCUGAACGCUGUCGGAUCAGCUCGGAGUAGGAAGUAGCAUCUCUUUUCAUAAAGCCAUUCGGGCAAUAUUUUAUUUUGGCUCUUUAUUCUCCUGCAGACUAACUGGUAUCAGCAUGCCUGUCAUCAGAACCCUCAGCAAGGUGGCCAAGCAGGCUCUGCUCAGCACCCCUGGGUGUGGCUGCCAGCCCCUAACUGUGGCCGUGCGUACCAUCAGCUUCUCCCCUCGGCAGGUCACAAACGAUGCAAGCUUUCACUCUGUGUCCUUCUCAGAAACAGAUCACCCCAAAGUUCUAAUCACAGGUGGUCUGGGUCAGCUCGGAGUGGGACUGGCCAAAUUGUUGAGGAAGAGAUUUGGAAAAAACAAUGUCAUUCUGUCUGACAUCAGGAAACCCCCAAGCAAUGUUUUCCACAGUGGUCCAUUCAUCUACUCAGACAUCCUGGACUACAAGAACCUGCGAGAAAUUGUGGUGAACAACCGCAUCACGUGGCUGGUUCACUACAGCGCCCUCCUCAGUGCUGUUGGGGAAGCUAAUGUGGCCUUGGCACGCUCUGUUAACAUCACCGGGCUUCAUAACAUCUUGGACAUUGCAGCAGAGCACGGCCUGCGUCUCUUUGUCCCCAGCACGAUCGGUGCCUUUGGUCCCACAUCCCCCCGCAACCCUACGCCUGAUCUGUGUGUGCAGAGACCUCGCACCAUCUAUGGUGUUUCCAAAGUCCAUGCCGAGUUGAUGGGAGAGUAUUACCACCACCGCUACGGCCUGGACUUCCGCUGUCUCCGCUACCCAGGAAUCAUCUCUGCUGAUUCUAUGCCAGGAGGUGGCACAACAGACUACGCCGUCCAGAUUUUCCACGAUGCAAUCAAAACUGGCAAGUUUGAGUGCAACUUGAGGCCUGACACGCGGCUGCCCAUGAUGUACAUCGACGAUUGCCUGCGUGCCACGUUGGAGAUGAUGGAGGCGCCAGCUGAAACACUCAGCAUGAGGACUUACAACAUCAACGCCAUGAGCUUUACCCCAGAGGAGUUGGCCCAGGAGCUCCAGAAGCAGAUGCCUGAGCUGGAAGUCACAUAUGACGUCGACCCCGUACGACAGGCAAUUGCUGAUAGCUGGCCGAUGAACUUCGAUGAUUCCAACGCACGGAAUGACUGGGGCUGGAAGCACGAUUACGAUCUCCCAGAGUUGGUCCAGACCAUGCUUAACUACUUCGGUGUUGAAACGCGCAUGGCUCACGUUAACUGAGACGCUGCAUCAGAGUGUUUUCUUUGUAUAUAUUGUAAAAACUGACCAAAGACAACAGAGAAACUUGCCCUGUAAAUAGUAGUUCUCUGUAUAAAAGAGAAGGGCUCUGCUUGCCUGCUGCAAGACCACCAUGUCUCCAGAAUGUAAAGGUCUGUGCAGGCUUGACAAUCCUCCCUGUUCUGUUUGUGUACCUCUGCUUUGCUUGCUAAUGCUUUUUUCUGCUUAGACAUUUCAGGAAAGAGCAGUCUGUCAGUGCUGGAUCAGCUUGGCCUAUGACAUAGAGGAUGACAUGUUAAAAACGCAAAUUAGAAUUUUGGUUUGAUUUUUUAGCUAGACUUCAAAAUAUUGUUGAUAUUAAACUAUUGAGGCCUUUAGCUCUUUAGCUUAAAUUCAUUUAGAAGUGUGCAAAUGUAGACGAUGCAUCUUUUGAUGAUCUUGAAAGGGGGAAAGACAAAGAACCUGGUCAUCUUUGAGGGGGAUUAUCCGAUGCAGCGCAGCUCAGUAGUUCUGCAGAGUUAUUCUUGUUUAUUUCACAUAACAUUAUUUAUUCUGUCGCUGUUAAAUUUCUGGGAUUUUGUCACUCAAAAAAAUUUAAGUCUCUUCUUCCUUGAUGUUUUUCUUUACUUUUGUUAUUUACUUUUCUGUCCCUUUUUGUCAGUUCUCACAUUUCGACACAAAAUGUAGAUGUGACGCCAUAUGUCACAUCUGCAAUCAGACAUAUUUGGUGUCUGUACAAGAAAUGGAAACUUUUUUUUAAGUAUGAAAGAGCGUCUGAUCUUUCAAUCACAAAAACAAGCUUGGACAAUAAACCUUUUUCAUAUA
Messenger RNA from Melanotaenia boesemani (Boeseman's rainbowfish), 2106 nucleotides. It is a transcript of the gene tdh, whose product is annotated as L-threonine dehydrogenase. Gene Ontology annotation, biological process: L-threonine catabolic process. NCBI's taxonomy places the organism in Eukaryota, Metazoa, Chordata, Actinopteri, Atheriniformes, Melanotaeniidae. The record is from RefSeq and is a predicted model, not a curated record. Bases 160 to 1284 code for a protein of 374 amino acids. Gene Ontology annotation, molecular function: L-threonine 3-dehydrogenase activity. The transcript is spliced from 9 exons.